UAUCCGAUCGAAUCCAGGAAGGAAAGGGUGCGGGUCCUGCCCGCCCCCACGUCUGGGGGCGGAGUUUCGCUGACCCGGGAGCCCAAUAAAUCCACAGCCCGCCGCCGCGAGCUGCCCCUUUAAGCCCCACCGAGACCUCCUGCAGUCAGCGCUGAGCACAGCUCCCAGGGAGAGGGACAGACGUCUGGGUGGUGGACGCACAGCGGCACCGGGCAGUCGGACCGAGUGGGAGGCCAGGUGGACAGACAGACAGACGGUGGAGACAGACACGAAGACGAAGAGGAGGGACGGGGAGACAGGCGACCCCAGCAAGGAGCCACACAUUCCUUGCCCAGGGAGCCCCGGCCCGCGGGGGACCAAAGGGGACAGGCUUGCCGUGUAGCUGCCGAGGCCGAGCAUCCUCCCACCUCUGCGCAGUCCUGCCUCCUCUGCCACUGCCAACUUCCCUUACCCGAGACACGCGGGGUGGCUGGAAGGGCGGAGGACACGCCUGGUCCCCUCACCCACACUUCAUGGCCGCCGUCGAGGCAGGGGCGCGGGCCACUUUCGGAGCCUGGGACUACGGGGUCUUCGCUCUCAUGCUGCUGGUGUCCACCGGCAUCGGGCUAUGGGUCGGGCUAGCCCGGGGCGGGCAGCGCAGCGCCGAUGAUUUCUUCACUGGGGGCCGGCGCCUGACUGCCCUGCCCGUUGGCCUCUCGCUGGCCGCCAGCUUCAUGUCGGCGGUACAGGUGCUGGGCGUGCCGGCCGAGGCCUACCGCUACGGCCUCAAGUUCCUCUGGAUGUGCCUGGGACAGCUGCUCAACUCUCUGCUCACUGCCCUGCUCUUCCUGCCGGUCUUCUACCGCCUGGGCCUCACCAGCACCUACCAGUAUCUGGAGCUGCGCUUCAGCCGCGCUGUGCGGCUCUGCGGGACCCUGCAGUACCUGGUGGCUACAAUGCUGUACACCGGCAUCGUGAUCUACGCCCCCGCGCUCAUCCUGAACCAAGUGACAGGGCUGGACAUCUGGGCAUCGCUCCUGUCUACCGGAGUCAUCUGCACCUUCUACACUACUGUGGGCGGCAUGAAGGCUGUGAUCUGGACCGACGUGUUUCAGGUCUUAGUGAUGCUGAGUGGUUUCUGGGUUGUCCUGGCUCGCGGAACUAUACUCGUGGGUGGACCUGGGCAAGUACUUGAGCUUGCCAAGAACCACUCCAGGAUCAACCUGAUGGACUUUGACCUGGACCCAAGGAGCCGCUACACAUUCUGGACUUUUGUUGUCGGUGGCACAUUGGUGUGGCUCUCGAUGUAUGGUGUGAACCAAGCACAGGUGCAGCGCUACAUGGCCUGUCGCACAGAGAAACAGGCCAAGCUGGCCGUGCUCAUCAACCAACUGGGCCUGUUCAUGAUCGUGUUCAGUGCUGCUGCCUGUGGUAUCAUCAUGUUCACGUUCUACCUUGACUGUGACCCUCUCCUGGCAGGGCGUAUCUCUGCCCCAGACCAGUACAUGCCCCUGAUGGUGCUGGACAUCUUCGUGGACCUGCCUGGAGUCCCUGGGCUCUUUCUGGCCUGUGCCUACAGUGGCACCCUCAGCACUGCAUCCACCAGCAUCAAUGCCAUGGCCGCCGUCACUGUGGAGGACCUCAUCAAACCUCGGCUGCCGAGUCUGAGCCCCCGGAGACUUAUCAUCAUCUCCAAGGGGCUGUCGCUCAUCUACGGCUCGGCGUGUCUCACUGUGGCAGCUCUGUCCUCCCUGCUGGGGGGCGGCGUUCUCGAGGGCUCCUUCACCAUCAUGGGAGUCAUCAGCGGCCCCCUCCUAGGAGCCUUCAUCCUGGGAAUGUUCCUCCCCGCCUGCAAUACGCUGGGCGUCCUGUCCGGGCUGGCGGUGGGCUUGGCGCUGUCGCUGUGGGUGGCCGUGGGUGCCACUCUGUACCCGCCUAGCGCACAGUCCAUGGGGGUCCUGCCUUCAUCGGCCGCCGGCUGUGCUGUGCCCUCGGCCAACGCCUCUGGCCUCCUAGACCCGCUUCUCGCCGCCAACGCCUCCAGCAGGGCCUCCAGCCUCGAAAUGGACCCUGAUCAACCCACCUUCGCUGACAGCUUCUACGCCAUUUCCUAUCUCUAUUAUGGUGCCCUGGGCACACUGGCCACCGUGCUAUGUGGAGCUCUCGUCAGCUGCCUGACGGGCCCCACCAAGCGCAGUGCCCUGGGUCCUGGUCUGCUGUGGUGGGACCUCACACGGCAGACGGCAUCUGUGGCCCCUAAGGAAGAAGUGGCCACCCUGGAUGACAGCUUGAUGAAGGGUGCUGAAGAGUUGCCCUCAGGAGCCAAGAGGCCUCCUGACUUCCUGCCCACUGACAAGGACCAUCUGCUCUUCCUGGGUCAGAAGGAGAUGAAUGGAUCUGGCUCCAGGACCCCAGGCAGUGAACAUGACAAAGGUCUUGACCUGCGAGAGACAAACCUCUGA
Kogia breviceps (pygmy sperm whale) is the source of this 2441-nucleotide messenger RNA. It is a transcript of the gene SLC5A5, whose product is annotated as solute carrier family 5 member 5. Gene Ontology annotation, cellular component: extracellular exosome; membrane. Gene Ontology annotation, biological process: iodide transmembrane transport; sodium ion transport. Lineage: Eukaryota; Metazoa; Chordata; Mammalia; Artiodactyla; Physeteridae. The record is from RefSeq and is a predicted model, not a curated record. Gene Ontology annotation, molecular function: sodium:iodide symporter activity.